Melanaphis sacchari is the source of this 5368-nucleotide messenger RNA. It is a transcript of the gene Chc, whose product is annotated as clathrin heavy chain. The transcript has 22 exons. Gene Ontology annotation, molecular function: structural molecule activity; clathrin light chain binding. Gene Ontology annotation, biological process: receptor-mediated endocytosis; intracellular protein transport. The record is from RefSeq and is a predicted model, not a curated record. Bases 1 to 5100 code for a protein of 1699 amino acids. NCBI's taxonomy places the organism in Eukaryota, Metazoa, Arthropoda, Insecta, Hemiptera, Aphididae. Gene Ontology annotation, cellular component: clathrin complex; cell cortex; clathrin coat of coated pit.
AUGGCGCAGAUACUACCUAUCAAGUUCCAGGAACACCUACAGCUUACAAAUGUGGGUAUUAAUCAGUCAAACAUUAGUUUCAAUACACUUACUAUGGAAUCAGAUAAAUACAUCUGUGUGCGUGAAAAAACUGGUGAUGUUGCACAAGUUGUUAUUGUUGAUAUGGCUGAUCCUCAAAAUCCAAUUAGGCGUCCAAUAUCCGCAGAUUCAGCCAUCAUGAAUCCAGCCAGCAAAGUGAUUGCACUUAAAGGAAAAGCUGGUACUGAAGGAACUGCUGCAUCUCAAAAGACCUUACAGAUUUUUAAUAUUGAAAUGAAGAGUAAAAUGAAAGCUCACAUUAUGCAAGAUGAUGUAGUUUUUUGGAAAUGGAUUUCUCCAAAUACAUUAGCUCUUGUUACAGAAACAUCAGUAUUUCAUUGGAGUAUGGAAGGAGACUCUACACCAGUUAAAAUGUUUGAUCGUCAUUCCACAUUGAAUGGAUGUCAAAUAAUUAAUUAUAGAACAGAUCAUAAACAACAAUGGCUAUUACUCAUUGGAAUUUCAGCUCAACAAAAUCGAGUUGUUGGAGCUAUGCAAUUAUACUCUGUAGAAAAAAGUUGUUCACAACCUAUUGAAGGCCAUGCAGCAUCAUUUGCAAGAUUCCAAAUGGAAGGAAAUAGAGAAAUGUCUACGUUAUUUUGUUUUGCUGCACGUACAGCUGCUGGAGGAAAAUUACACAUUGUUGAAGUAGUUCAAACACCAAGAGGUAAUCAACCGUUUCCCAAAAAACAGGUGGAAGUUUUCUUUCCCCCCGAAGCACAAAAUGAUUUUCCAGUUGCAAUGCAAGUUAGCUCCAAAUUUGAUGUAAUAUAUCUUAUCACUAAGUACGGCUAUAUUCAUCUAUACGACAUUGAAACAGCUACUUGCAUCUAUAUGAACCGUAUUAGUGGAGAUACAAUUUUUGUAACUGCUCCACAUGAUGCCACUGGUGGUAUAAUAGGUGUUAAUCGUAAAGGACAAGUAUUAUCUGUCAGUGUUGAAGAAGAUAACAUAAUACCAUACAUCAAUACAGUACUUCAACAUCCAGAACUUGCUUUACGUAUGGCUGUUCGAAAUAAUUUGUCAGGUGCAGAAGAACUUUUUGUACGCAAGUUUAACAUGCUUUUCCAAAAUGCCCAAUACGCAGAGGCCGCUAAAGUAGCUGCUAAUGCACCUAAAGGCAUCCUCAGGACGCCUUCUACCAUACAAAAAUUCCAACAGGUUCCAACUGCUACAAAUCAGUCAUCUCCUCUACUUCAAUACUUUGGAAUAUUACUAGACCAGGGCAAGUUGAAUAAAUAUGAAUCUCUGGAACUUUGUCGUCCAGUUCUCGCACAAGAUAAAAGGCAAUUAUUAGAAAAGUGGCUAAAAGAAGACAAAUUGGAAUGCUCUGAAGAAUUAGGAGAUUUGGUUAAAACUGCUGAUAUUUCUUUAGCAUUGUCAGUUUAUCUGCGAGCAAACAUUCCUCCAAAAGUUGUUCAAUGUUUUGCUGAGACUGGCCAGUAUCAGAAAAUUAUAUUGUACUCUCAAAAAAUAAGUUAUGUACCAGAUUAUAUACAUUUAUUCAGAAAUGUAGUAUUACGUACUACUCCUGAUCAUGCUGUUGAAUUUGCCCAAAUGUUACUAUCUGAUGAUGCUGAACCUCUCGCUAAUAUUAAUCAAAUAGUGGAUAUAUUUAUCGAGCAAAGCAUGGUUCAACAAUGUACUAAAUUCCUCUUAGAAGCAUUAAAACAUAACCGUGAAGCUGAAGGUCCACUACAAACACGUUUGCUUGAAAUGAAUUUAAUAUCUGCCCCACAAGUUGCUGACGCUAUUCUUGGUAACCAAAUGUUUACUCAUUACGAUCGAGCUCAUGUUGCCCAACUGUGUGAAAAAGCUGGACUUUUGCAAAGAGCUCUGGAACAUUAUACAGACUUAUAUGAUAUAAAAAGAGCAGUUGUACAUACACAGUUGUUAAAUCCUGAAUGGUUAAUCGGUUACUUUGGGUCCUUAAGUGUUGAAGAUUCUUUGGAAUGUUUAAAAGCCAUGUUAACUAAUAACAUACGUCAAAACCUUCAAAUUUGUGUUAAAAUUGCAACCAAAUACCAUGAACAAUUGACAACCAAGGCAUUGAUUGAUUUAUUUGAAUCAUUUAAAAGUUAUGAAGGAUUAUUUUACUUCUUGGGAUCCAUUGUUAACUUUAGUCAAGAUCCAGAAGUGCAUUUUAAAUAUAUUUCAGCUGCUUGCAAAACUGGACAAAUUAAGGAAGUGGAGCGUAUAUGUAGGGAAUCUACAUGUUAUAAUGCAGAAAGGGUUAAGAAUUUUUUAAAGGAAGCUAAGCUUACUGAUCAAUUGCCAUUAAUCAUUGUGUGUGAUCGAUUUAAUUUUGUACACGAUCUGGUGCUGUAUUUAUAUAGAAAUAAUCUACAAAAAUAUAUUGAGAUAUAUGUUCAAAAAGUGAAUCCAUCACGUCUCCCAGUUGUAGUCGGUGGACUCCUUGAUGUAGAUUGUUCGGAAGAUAUAAUCAAAAAUCUUAUUCAAGUUGUAAAAGGAGAAUUCUCUACUGAUGAAUUAGUAGAAGAAGUGGAGAAACGUAAUCGUCUUAAACUUUUGUCAUCUUGGUUAGAAUUACGUGUUCAUGAUGGUAGUGAAGAACCUGCAACUCAUAAUGCUCUCGCUAAGAUUUAUAUUGAUAGCAACAACAAUCCAGAAAGAUAUUUAAAAGAGAAUAAGUUCUAUGAUAGUCGUGUGGUGGGCAAGUACUGUGAAAAGCGUGAUCCACAUUUAGCAUGUGUGGCUUAUGAACGAGGAAAAUGUGACUUAGAAUUGAUAAAUGUCUGUAAUGAAAAUAGUCUUUUUAAAUCUGAAGCUAGAUACUUGGUGAGACGUCGUAAUCCAGAGUUGUGGUUGGAAGUAUUGAAUGAAAAUAAUGUCUAUCGUCGUCCACUUAUUGAUCAAGUUGUUCAAACAGCUUUAUCUGAAACUCAGGAUCCUGAAGACAUAUCAGUAACUGUGAAGGCUUUCAUGACUGCUGAUUUGCCCAAUGAACUGAUUGAGUUACUCGAAAAAAUUGUAUUUGAUAACUCAUUAUUCAGUUCUCAUAGAAACUUGCAAAAUCUAUUAAUUUUAACAGCUGUUAAAGCUGACCGAACUCGUGUUAUGGAUUAUAUUAAUCGUUUAGACAACUAUGAUGCUCCUGAUAUUGCAUCCAUUGCUAUUAACAAUGAACUAUUUGAAGAAGCUUUUGCAAUAUUUAAGAAGUUUAAUGUUAAUCAAUCUGCUAUUCAAGUACUUAUUGAUAACGUGAAAAAUCUUGAUCGCGCUUAUGAAUUUGCCGAACGUUGUAAUGAACCUGGGGUUUGGAGUUUAUUGGCAAAAUCUCAACUACAAAGUAUGUUUGUUAAAGAAGCUAUUGACUCGUUUAUUAAAGCUGAUGAUCCAAGUGCAUACAUGGAUGUUGUUCAGACUGCACACAAAACAGGAAGUUGGGAAGAUCUUGUACGUUAUUUACAAAUGUCACGUAAGAAGGCUCGAGAAUCUUAUAUUGAAAGUGAAUUAAUCUACGCUUAUGCAAAAACAAAUCGCCUUGCAGACCUUGAGGAAUUUAUUUCUGGACCAAAUCAUGCUGAUAUUCAAAAGAUCGGUGAUAGGUGUUUUGAAGACAAAAUGUAUGAACCAGCUAAGCUGUUAUAUAACAACGUCUCAAACUUUGCACGCUUAGCUAUUACACUUGUACAUCUUAAAGAAUAUCAGGGUGCUGUUGAUAGUGCCCGUAAAGCAAAUAGCACAAGAACAUGGAAAGAAGUGUGUUUUGCUUGUGUUGAUAAUAAUGAGUUUAGAUUAGCACAAAUGUGUGGUCUGCACAUUGUUGUUCAUGCUGAUGAACUAGAAGACUUAAUUAACUACUAUCAAGAUCGUGGUUAUUUUGAAGAACUUAUUAAUCUUCUAGAAGCAGCUUUGGGAUUGGAACGUGCACAUAUGGGCAUGUUUACAGAAUUGGCUAUUUUGUAUUCCAAAUAUAAACCUGCCAAGAUGAAGGAGCAUUUAGAACUCUUUUGGUCUCGUGUUAAUAUCCCUAAAGUGUUACGAGCGGCUGAACAAGCUCAUUUAUGGUCAGAGUUAGUGUUUUUAUAUGAUAAAUAUGAAGAAUAUGAUAAUGCGGUAUUAGCCAUGAUGAAUCAUCCAACUGAAGCAUGGAGAGAGAGUCAUUUUAAAGACAUUAUUACAAAGGUUGCUAAUUUAGAGUUAUACUACAAAGCAAUACAAUUUUAUCUUGAUUAUAAACCGCUUCUGCUCAACGACUUGUUGUUAGUGUUGACACCAAGAAUGGACCACACUAGAGGUGUUGCCUAUUUCACUAAGACAAAUCAUUUGCAAUUAGUCAAAACCUAUUUGCGUUCUGUGCAAUCUUUAAAUAAUAAAGCUAUAAAUGAAGCAUUAAAUAACUUACUGAUUGAUGAGGAAGACUACCAAGGUCUACGAACGUCUAUUGAUGCUUUUGAUAAUUUUGACACUAUUGCACUUGCCCAAAAACUCGAAAAACAUGAACUUACAGAGUUUAGACGCAUAGCUGCUUACUUAUACAAAGGAAAUAAUAGGUGGAAGCAGAGUGUGGAAUUGUGCAAGAAAGACCGAUUAUAUAAGGAUGCAAUGGAAUAUGCGGCAGAAUCAAAAAAUUCAGAAGUAGCUGAAGAACUAGUUACGUGGUUCUUAGAACGUGGAAACUACGAUUGUUUUGCAGCUGCUUUGUUCCAAUGUUAUGAUCUUGUGCACCCAGACAUUGUAUUGGAACUAGCGUGGAGGCAUAAAAUCAUGGACUUUGCUAUGCCUUACCUUAUUCAAGUCACUAGAGAAUAUGUUGCUAAGGUAGAUAAGUUAGAAGAAGCCGAAUCCAAGCGAUUGGAAGAACACAAAGAAGAAGAUAUCAAACCAAUGAUGAUACCUGAACCACAACUAAUGUUGACAGCCGGUCCGUCAGUUAUGGGUAAUAUGUAUUCGCCGUCCUAUCAAGGAACUCCUCCUUCACAGCAACCUUAUGUACCCCCAAGCGGAGCCCCAUAUGCAACUUCAAAUACUUUACCCUAUCAGGGCUAUGGCAUGUAAUGUGCCAAUUAAAUACCCUUUUCCUUUAUAGCAGUAUUUUAUAAGAAAACAAUGAUGGGCUUUGCUAUAUUCUGAUAGAAAAUUUACUACCCAGGUAUAAAAUACUUAUAUUUUAUAAAUAAUCAAUUUAAAAAUCAUUCCAAAAAAAAAAAAAAAAUUAACGAAAUAGGCUUUUGAAAAAACAUGUUCUCAUCAUUGUUAGAUAAUAUUAAAUAGUUAAUGUUAAUACUUGUUAAAAAUAUUACUUGUUUAAAUUAUUCAACCUCAC